AUGGAAUGGUCACAGGUUAUCCCUGAUACGGACGACGCGUUACUGAACGAAGUGCUAUCUACACUAAGGACACAGAGUGGGGACUUUGAUGACAUUUCCGAUUCUUCCUUCCACGGCGAGGAUUCCCUGUUGCUGGAGGAAAACGCACUGUCUGCCACUCACUUUUUUGAUGUAUUAGACGUCUCAGAUGUCUCCUUUCACGAAGGAGAUUCUCUCAUCCGUGACCUUCCAGUAGAUUCGUUGGAUGGAUCGUCCAGUGGACAAAGUGGCGCCGGACGAAAAAACGAAUUUGAUAUUCGUAUCUUGGGUGAAAAACAACUCAAGACAAUGGGAGCCGUGCAAGUUCAGUACGAGCUGGAGUUUCGUGACGACUUUUUUAAAGAAAAUAAGAAAAUGGUUGAAGUCAAAAACAUAUUGAAGGACGCAUUUGAGGAGAUGUUGAAAAGAGUCAAGAAAGACCUUCGUCCCGGAGAUAUCAUUAAAGCAGGCAUUCAAAAUGAUCAUUUAGAUAUACCAGUGUUCAUUCCUUGUCGCCCCAUGGAAGAGAUGAAUGCCGAGGUUAUGCUGGAGAGUCUGAUGACCGUCCUCAACAGCAACGAGGACAUACCUUUCGAUUCCUCCUGUCGAAUCGACGUCGGGGCCAUCAAAUAUCCUCGCGGUGGUACGGGGAAGAAGAUAUGUCCAGACUGUCAUCAGACCUGUCGCUCUGGAUCCUGUUAUGAAAGACACAAGAGCCGGAAAGACGGAAAAGACGGAGGAUACGUACCAUGUGAUCUUCUCUACAAAUGUCCGUCCUGUAAGAAGACCAUAUUACGAUGCGAGAAGAAACCCGAAGAUCAACAGUGCGGAUACUACACCUGUAAGUCUUGCAGACAGUAUGUAGAUACGGAUCAUUUAUGUUUUGCUAGAAAACAUACAGUCGAUAAGAACCCGAGCGGACGCCGAUUCAUCUUUGCCGACAUCGAGGCAUCGCAGAGGGACGAAAUGGUCCAAUGUGACUGGGGAUAUGUUCCUCGGCGUCAUGCAGACUGCGACCUGUGCACAUCAGAGGGAGACCCUUGUAUAUCUUGUCGUCUCUGUCAAAACUGUCGAAAGUCCCACUGUGGUAAAAUGAAACACACGAUGAUUUUAGCUGUGUGUCAGACAGCCUGUCCAAAAUGCGAGAAUGACGAUCUUACUCCAGACAGUACUUGUAACGAUUGCGGAGACAGAUGUUCGAGCUGCAAACAAAAGGACAAGAAGACCAAAAAAUACAUAACACCUCCAUGUGCCGAUCGUUGUGGUCAUCGAGAGCGUGUUUUUCAUUCCCUAUACGAUCUCGGAAGUUGGAUCUUUAGCGAACAUCACAAAGGAUUUACCGUAUUGUUUCAUAACCUGUCCUACGACGGUCAGUUCCUCAUGCAGUAUCUACUGUCACAAGCCAUUCGUCCUUCCAGCAUCAUCUACAGAGGAAGUAAAAUUCAAAUGUUUGGCGUUAGUGGCCUCCAGAUUCGUGUCAUCGAUUCUUUCAAUUUCCUACCCAUGGCCUUGGCUAAACUCCCCGAAGCUUUUCAGCUAGAAUCUCUGGCGAAAGGUUUCUUCCCGCACUUUUUCACGUGUGAGGCAAAUCGGAAGUAUGUGGGACCUUAUCCACCCGCCGAGGCAUACGGUCCCAACGCCAUGUCGUUGAAGGGUAGGGAGGCGUUUUACCGGUGGUACGAGACCAAAGUAGGUGAGAUCUUUGAUUUUGAGAAAGAAAUUCUCAAGUACUGUCGGAGUGACGUCGACAUCCUCAUACGUGCAUGUCUGAAAUUUAAAAAUCUCUUACUGGGGGCUACUGGUGAAGACGGAGGUCACGCAAUUGAUGCCUUUGAUUCCUGCACCAUUGCGUCUCUAUGCAUGGACGUAUUUAAGACCAAAUUUCUACCCGAAAAGUGGAACUUUCUCAUUAAAGAGGGCGAUCAGGAACGCUGGGUCGAAGGUCAGAUACGUGAUAAUGUGACUUUCGUAAAAGAAGCAGACCGGUGGAUUCCGUGGAACGAAUACGGCGGAGAAAAUGUCAUUGUCGUGAAGGAAGAAUUUGUCAACUCUCCAAUUGCUCGAGCGCCACCCAGGGGGUAUCCGUCUCGCCUUAAAUACAGUCGCAAGUCCAUCUGCUGGUUGGAGUUGCUAAAACAUCGCGCGCGAGUCUCUGGAGUCGAGUUGGAUAUUUGGCAUGCGCUAACUGGACGCGGGGAAUACCGAGUACCCGGUACCCGAUAUUUCGUGGAUGGAUAUCAACCCCCUAAUGAUCUUCAGCCUCGCGGAGUGGCGUACGAGUUUCACGGCUGUUUGUAUCACGGAUGUAAGGUCUGUUUUAAGAAUCGAGAUGCCGUUCUGAUACCCAACUCUGAUCAGACGGCUUCCGAAUUGUUUGCUCUGACCAAGCAGAAGGAAAAACGACUCAGAGAGCUAGGACUGAAAGUCGUGAGCAUCUGGGAGCACGAGUUUGACGCCUUGCUAGUUACAGAUAUAGAGGCCAGAGCGUUUAUAGAGAAUUUAGAAGUAGUGGAUCGUCUCGACCCCCGGGAGAGUUUAAUGGGUGGACGUACCAACGGGUGUGUAUUAUACAAACGAACCAGAAGAGACGAAAAAAUCAAAUACGUGGACUUUACGUCACUGUACCCUUUUGUGAACAAGACCUGUCGAUAUCCUGUUGGGCACCCAGAGAUCAUCACAUGCGAUUUCGGCGACAUUGACUCGUAUUUCGGAUUGGCUAAAGUCAAAAUCCUUCCUCCUAGACGUCUAUUUCAUCCUGUUUUAGGAUACAGAGAGGGAGGCAAGCUUACGUUUCCCCUCUGUCGCACUUGCGUCGAGCGUCAACAGCAAGAACCCUGUACUUGUUCGGACGCACAGAGGGCCUUGACUGGAACCUACUGCACGCCGGAGCUGAUCAAAGCUGUUGAAAAAGGGUACAAGAUUCUUAAGAUGUACGAGGUAUACCACUGGAGAGAGACAACGCAGUACGAUCCAGUCACAAAGACUGGAGGUCUCUUUUCCUCCUACAUCAACAUGUUCCUCAAGAUCAAACAAGAGGCCAGUGGACGACCGAAGUGGGUCAAGACAGAAUCCGAUCUCGAACGGUAUAUCACGAUGUACGAGAAAAAGGAAGGACUCCGGCUCGACCCUGAAAAAAUCGAAGUAAAUCCCGGACUCAGGAGUUUGGCAAAGCUGUUACUAAACAGCUUUUGGGGGAAAUUUGGACAGAACAUGAAUCUGACUCAGACCCAUUUCGUACACGACAGUCAAGCUCACAAGCUCUUUGGUUACAUGACCGACCCUACCGUAGACGUCGUCGACUUUAACAUCGUGGACGACGAAAACCUCAUGUUGUCCACUAGGCGCACCUCAGAAGAGAUGUGUUCACCGGGUCACACUAACGUGUUUCUAGCUUCCUUUACCACCUGUUGGGCCCGUCUUCAACUGUAUGAGUUGCUCGAGCGUUUACAGACCCGAGUCCUUUAUUGGGACACGGAUUCCGUGAUUUACGUGACGAAGGAAGGAGAGUGGGAACCCCCCAUCGGAGACUAUCUCGGAGAGCUCACCAACGAACUGGAGGAGGGGGACUGGAUCACAGAAUUUGUCUGUAACGGUCCAAAGAACUACGCUUACCAGACCCAGAAUGGAAAAAGAUUAUUAACCUAG
Messenger RNA from Magallana angulata, 3663 nucleotides. RefSeq lists its product as uncharacterized. Gene Ontology annotation, biological process: DNA replication. Gene Ontology annotation, molecular function: DNA binding; nucleotide binding; DNA-directed DNA polymerase activity. The record is from RefSeq and is a predicted model, not a curated record. Bases 1 to 3663 code for a protein of 1220 amino acids. NCBI's taxonomy places the organism in Eukaryota, Metazoa, Mollusca, Bivalvia, Ostreida, Ostreidae. The transcript is spliced from 2 exons.